AAAUUUGUGUUUCUCCACUCAAGUACAACGACACAUGUAUAACUAUUCAAAAGAAAAAGCAUAGCCCACAUAAUGCUAAUGAUGAUAUAACCUCUACAAAAGUCCAUGAAAAAGACUAUCGCUUUCAAAUAGACGCAGGUGCACCACAAAGUACCAAAGCAACAUUUGCUAUUGGCAAAAAAAAAAGUCGAAGUUCAAUAGCAACAACAAAAAAAUGGUUGGUAAAAGAGCAUCCCCAACUUGUUCAUCAACUCGUAGUUUCUUUUGCGAACUUAAGGGAACUCAAUUCAGAUUUUAAAAAACUUGCAAAACAAAGGGCCACGGGAG
Cetraspora pellucida is the source of this 327-nucleotide messenger RNA. The record is from the annotation of a GenBank genome assembly. NCBI's taxonomy places the organism in Eukaryota, Fungi, Glomeromycota, Glomeromycetes, Diversisporales, Gigasporaceae.